Molecule: messenger RNA, 1395 nt
Organism: Ostreococcus lucimarinus CCE9901
Lineage: Eukaryota; Viridiplantae; Chlorophyta; Mamiellophyceae; Mamiellales; Bathycoccaceae
Exons: 1
Coding region: 1-1395 (464 amino acids)
Biological process (GO): proteolysis
Molecular function (GO): aspartic-type endopeptidase activity
Source: RefSeq, a predicted model, not a curated record
AUGCGACGGCGGACGACGACCGCGACGGCGGGACGGCGACUGUCGCGGGCGGACGCGAUCGAGAUUCGGUCGUACGGCGCGCGCCUGGGGAAUGGAUACGGCUCCGGGCACGAGUUUUCGCUGACGGUGACGCUGCCGGGCGCGCAAAGUUUUGACCUCAUCGUCGACACCGGGUCGCCGCUCACGUAUUUUCCGUGCGUCGGGUGCGACGCGGAGUUGUGCGGGUAUCACGAGCAUCAAUACUACGAUUGGCGGUUGUCGAACGAUUUUCGGCUGUUGAACGCGUCGAUGAACGCCGCGGAUGCCGCGUUUUGCGACGCGAUGCCCGUCGCGCACAACGUCAGCGCCGACGGCGAGUGUUUAUUCGGGCUGGGGUACCUGGACGGUGCGCGAGGAGGCGGGUCCAUGAUCGAAGAUGUGGUCAGCGUCGGGGAUGAAUUGUCCCCGGCCAAGAUGAUUUUCGGGUGCGGUGGUGUCGUAGAAGCUGAUGGGGGGUUUGAUCGACAAGACGGCAUGGCUGGUUUCAGUCGAGGUAACACCGCGUUUCACACGCAGUUGGCGAAAGCCGGAGUUAUCAACGCGCACGUUUUUGGAUUCUGUUCAGAGGGAAGCGGCACGGAUACGGCGAUGUUAUCGCUCGGUCGGUAUGAUUUCGGUCGAGAUCUUGCGCCUCUAUCGUAUACACGGAUACUUGGGGCUGAUGAUCUCGCCGUUCGCACGAUGUCGUGGAAACUCGGCGAAGCCAUCAUCGCGAGCUCGUCGAACGUCUACACCGUUCUUGAUAGCGGCACCACGCUUGUUCUUCUACCCCCCGCUAUGCGAGAUGAUUUUAUCACAAAGUUAGUGGCACAAAUGGCGGCUACCCAUCCAGAACUUGAACUUUUUGACGACGAAGAUUUGGGGCAAAUGUGUUUCUCCUCUGCCACGCCGGUGCUGACGGCGAAGCUUCGCGACGAGUGGUUUCCAAAACUAGCCAUCACGUACGACCCAGAUAUCACGUUGAUCCUUCCAUCAGAGAACUACUUGAACAGUCAUUUAUACAUACCACACACUUACUGCUUGGGAAUCGACGAAUCAGAUGACGGGACGAUUUUACUCGGCCAACAAGCGCUGAGAAACACGUUCAUUGAAUACGACCUUGAGAAUGAUCGCGUCGGUGUGGUCGUCGCGCAGUGCGAAAAUCUCCGGAAGAAGUUCGCGCCUGAUACUCCUCAUAAUCCAUGGAGGUUUGUCGCCACCAUUUUCAUCUUGUUAUUCACGGCAUGCGUUGUUAGCGCGGUGUCGUUCUGUUUGUACGCCAAGUUUGGGGGGCAAAAGCCGUUCAAGUACCGAGUGUUCCAAGUCUCCGAUAUACUCGAUGAAGAGAUAGAGAUGGGUAACGUAGUGGACACGUAA